Oryza sativa Japonica Group (Japanese rice) is the source of this 1920-nucleotide messenger RNA. RefSeq names its product transcription factor WRKY5-like. Gene Ontology annotation, molecular function: sequence-specific DNA binding; DNA-binding transcription factor activity. Lineage: Eukaryota; Viridiplantae; Streptophyta; Magnoliopsida; Poales; Poaceae. Gene Ontology annotation, biological process: regulation of DNA-templated transcription. The record is from RefSeq and is a predicted model, not a curated record.
UAGCUAUAGGUUAAACUACUUUACUAAUUUCUCACUCUCUCUCUCUCUCUCUCUUGGAACCUAGCUAACUAGCUAGGAGUAGUAGUAGGAGCAAGAGCCAUAUAAAGCUAGCUAGCUACGACCUAGCUAGCUCUCCCCUACUUUAAUUGAUUUCUCUCCUUCUCACUCUACUGAUCGAUCGAUCGAGCUCUAUCCAUGGAGAUGAUGGUGCAGAAGCAACGACACGAGGAGGGGGAAGAGGAGCGAGGAGGCUUGUGCGCCCGCGAGAUCAAGGAGCUCGACUUCUUCUCCGCCGCCGGUGCCGGUGCCGGCCGGAGAGACGACGACGACGUCCUCCGUGCGGAUGGGAUCAGCAGCAGCCACGCCGGAUUUAUGGUCAGCACUGCGCUGGACUUGCUGACAGCGGUCAACGACGGUGAUCAUCAUGAGGAGAAGAAAGGGCAGUCAAAUAUUCACCAAAGCAAGCAGAUGGAUGCGGCGGCGACGACGGUGGAGGGGGAGCUCCGGCAAGCCGGCGAAGAGAACCGGCGGCUGCGGCGGAGGCUGGAGGAGCUCACCAGCAGCUAUGGCGCCCUCUACCACCAGCUCGUCCAGGCGCAGCAGCUGCACACCAAGCAUCAGCAGCAGGCUCCGAUCGCCGGCGUGCAGUUGCUGGACGCGCUCGCGGCGGCGUCUCCGGCGAGCCACCGGCGACGAGCGGCGGCGGCGGUGGACGGCGAUAGAACAGCUGACUCUGAUGGUGGCGAGGGCGACGAGAACGUGUCGCCUUCUCUUGGUAGCAAGAGGCCGGCGGCGGCAGCGACGUUAACGCGGCUGACGCCGGAGAGCGGCAGCGGCGGGGAGAAUAAUGGCGGCGGCGAGCAGGCGCCGGCGGCGGAGAUGGCGCCGUGCCGGAAGGCCAGGGUGUCGGUGCGAGCACGAUCCGAGGCUCCAAUGAUCAGUGAUGGAUGCCAAUGGAGGAAGUACGGGCAGAAGAUGGCCAAGGGUAACCCUUGCCCUAGAGCCUACUACCGAUGCACAAUGGCUUCGCAAUGCCCCGUCAGAAAACAGGUGCAACGAUGCGCGGAGGACAAGAGCAUCCUCAUCACCACCUACGAGGGCACCCACAGCCACCCGCUGCCGCCGGCCGCCGCCGCCAUGGCCAAGACCACCUCCGCCGCCGCCGCCAUGCUCCUCUCCGGCCCCGCCGUCAGCCGCGACGCGCUGUUCGCCGCCCACCACCACGUCGUCGCGCCGCCGCCCUUCUUCCACCACCCCUACGCCGGGUCCACCAUGGCCACGCUCUCCGCCUCCGCCCCGUUCCCGACCAUCACGCUCGACCUCACCCAGCCGCCGCCGACGACGACGACCACCGCCGCCGCCGCCAUGCUCCAGCUCCACCGCCCUUAUGCCUUCUCCUCAUUGCCGUUCUCGAUGUACGGCGCCGGCGGCGGCUCGCACCGGCCGCCCGUCGUCCUGCCCCCGCCGUCGUCGGUGGUGGAGACGAUGACCGCCGCGAUCACCAGGGACCCCAACUUCACCACGGCGGUGGCGGCCGCGCUCUCCUCGAUCAUGGCGGGAGGCGGCGCCCAAGCUCGAACACCUCCACGCGGCGGGAGUGACGCCGCCGGAGACAUCAACGGAGGCGGCGGCGCCGACCACGCCACUGCCGGAGCACGCGCCGCGGCGGCGGCGACGCAGCCUUGCGGCACGUCUCCCACCUGACGCCGCCGCCGUCGAUGGGAUACAUGCAUAUACGUACUUAGCUGUACAUUCGUAUGCGUAUAUAAAUACGCCGUAGAUACGUACGUACACGUCGGUUUGUAUUACUGUUUUGCUGUUGUACAUGAAUUUUUCUCUUGGUAUAUUCAUAUUUUUGGAGAGGUUAUUAUAGAGAAGGUUUAGUCUUUUUGAAACUUAAAUUUAGCAAAAUUUAAUCUA